Scleropages formosus (Asian bonytongue) is the source of this 3996-nucleotide messenger RNA. It is a transcript of the gene fah, whose product is annotated as fumarylacetoacetate hydrolase (fumarylacetoacetase). The record is from RefSeq and is a predicted model, not a curated record. Bases 125 to 1381 code for a protein of 418 amino acids. The transcript has 14 exons. NCBI's taxonomy places the organism in Eukaryota, Metazoa, Chordata, Actinopteri, Osteoglossiformes, Osteoglossidae. Gene Ontology annotation, biological process: L-phenylalanine catabolic process; homogentisate catabolic process; L-tyrosine catabolic process. Gene Ontology annotation, molecular function: fumarylacetoacetase activity.
UGGCCGAUCGGCUGCGCCGGAGCUCUGGCUACAGACACGCGCAUCUGGACAACAUCUGCACAAGUUCCUGCCUCUGCUACUCGAGCCAGGAGCAUCCCGGAGCUGCACAGCAACUUCUCUGAACAUGUCUUUCAUAAAAGUCGACGAGAAGUGCGACUUCUCCCUCCACAACCUGCCCUACGGAGUUUUCUCCACGGCGGACAACCCAAGGCGCAGAAUCGGGGUCGCGAUCGGGGACCAGAUCCUGGACCUGAGUGAGAUCAAGUCCCUGUUCACGGGACCCGCGCUCGCGCCGCACCAGCAUGUCUUCGAGGAGCCCACGCUGAACGCCUUCAUGGGGCUCGGGAUCCAGGCGUGGAGGGAGGCCAGGAGCGCCCUGCAGUACCUGCUGUCGGCCACAGAGGGCGCGCUGCGCGAUAACGACGCGCUGCGGAGCAGAGCCUUUGUGCAUCAGAGUUCGGCAAAGAUGCAUCUGCCGGCCGACAUUGGUGACUACACCGACUUCUACUCGUCUCGGGAUCACGCCACCAACGUCGGCAUCAUGUUCCGGGGCAAAGACAAUGCCCUGAUGCCCAAUUGGUUGAGGUUGCCAGUGGGUUACCAUGGGCGUGCCUCAUCAGUGGUGGUUUCUGGGACGUCCUUCCGGAGACCCAUGGGACAGAUGAGGCCAGAUCCCACACAGCCCCCAGUCUUUGGGCAGUGUAAGCAGCUGGAUUUUGAGCUGGAGAUGGCAUUCUUCGUGGGACCGGGCAACAAGCUGGGAGAGCCGAUCCCCAUUGAGAAAGCACAUGAGCACAUCUUUGGAAUGGUCCUGAUGAAUGACUGGAGCGCCCGGGACAUCCAGGCCUGGGAGUAUGUUCCCCUGGGACCCUUCCUGGGGAAGAACUUUGGGACAACCAUCUCGCCCUGGGUGGUGCCCAUGGAGGCCCUGCUGCCCUUCACAGUGCCCAAUGAAGUGCAGGAUCCAGAGCCUCUGCCCUACCUGCGCCAUAGCGACACGUACACAUUUGACAUCAACCUCUUUGUCUCUCUGAAAGGGGAGGCAAUGAAGGAGCCGGUCACUAUAUGCAAGUCAAAUUUCAAGUACAUGUACUGGACCGUGAAGCAGCAGCUGGCGCACCACACGGUCAAUGGCUGCAACGUCAGGCCUGGCGACCUGCUAGCCUCUGGGACCAUCAGCGGCCCCGAUCCCGAGAGCUUCGGCUCAAUGCUGGAACUGUCGUGGAGGGGAUCAAAGGUGAUCAAUCUGGGGGCCGGAGAGACGCGGACGUUUCUGAAAGAUGGGGAUGAGGUCUCCCUUACAGGUUACUGUCAAGGAAACGGGUAUCGGGUGGGCUUCGGCUCCUGCGCAGGAGUCGUCCUACCUGCGCGGCAACAGUGAGAGCUCCGCCUCUCCCAGUAGCCCAACCCUUGCUGCCCAAACCACUGAAAUACCCACAGCAGGGGUGACAGUCCAUAACAGCAUUGCCGCCGCACAGAAGAACCAGUACUUCCAGUAUUAAAGUUUGCCAUUCUGACCUCUCGCAUUCAGCUGAAUCCGGAAGUGUGUCUGUAUCAUCAUCGUCAUCAUCAGCGCCGUACCUUUUAAAAGAAGCUCUUAGUUAUUAUUCCAGUGCAUUGCGGCGGGAUGGAGCAUCGUGUUCCAAUGCGCGUGUUUCGGAAUUUAAUUAUGGAGUAGAUCUCGGUCUUCAAAUCCCCCCCCCCCCGCAUUUUGUGGCAGUGAUUAAUUAGGCCUGAAAUUAAAGGAUAUCCGCCAUUUAUUUGCCUUGACUUCUGUGCAGCGCGGUACCACGCUUUUGGCACACUUGCAAAGUCUGGCUUAAGGAAGGUCGGGCUUAAGAAAGUAAACUUAAGGAACUAAGAUAGAAAGAUGAACCGAGAGACUUGAGUCCGCAUAUGCUGGUUUUACAACUCACGACAAGGACUUUGCUUUCGUUAUGAAAAAAGACAUAAAACUGAUGCGCAACAUCCUAGAUCCAUCACAGGAGAGUAUUUACAUUCAUUAAGGUUACAUUGUAACGGGGCCACAGGAAACUUGGGAUGAUGUUUACGACAAGAGCGGUUUGGAGGCUUCUAAUAGAAAACAAAUGAAGCUGUUUACCAACCCGCCAGCCCUUCGGUGCUUUUGCGGUUCUACUCAAAAUGAUGGGGAGCCGAGCGACAGGACCACAUCCUUCUGUCCCGCACGGCACCGGCAAUGAGACGGUGGGUUUCUUCACGGUGACAAAAGAGCACAGCAGCUGCGCGGUGGGGGUAGAUGAACCGACCAGAUUUAAGGGUGCGAUCAAGAGUGAUUUGCAUCACACUGCACUUGUUUAAUUAUACAUUCCUCUUUCCCCUGUCAACAAUCAAACGCUAUGUGUUGAUUAUAAUGAAUAUUCAUACCGAUGCAGUUUCCUGUAAUUGAAAGUCUCCCGAGUUUUUCUGUAACAUCAUUAAUGCAUUUACUAAAUAGGCAAUCGCCUUUGUCAACGCAAGCGGCUGCGUUGUUUCCGGUAAUUUCCCGUUGAAUACUUCCACCAGAACGGGUCUAUAACUCAUUUCACCGUACCACAGAUAGACUAAUGUUUGUACAAGAGCUUGCAAAAAGUGAGUCAGGUUGUCAGGUGGCUUACUGGUAGGAUUAGUAGUCAAAUACACCCAUUGCUCUCAUAAUGGGGUUAAUUUCUUUCUUCGUCGUAUGGCUCGAUCAAUGACCGAGUCUAAAGUAGACAUUCUGCGGAGUGGUUUUAAAAUGUUCGCCCAUUUAUAUUUUUUAAUAAAACAAGGAUUCUGGGGGAAUAAAAAAAACUUACCUGAGACAAAAAUGGCAAAUAGAGACACAAAGCACACUUAGAUGGAUUAAGAACUUAAGCUCCUGCACAGCUGCAUAAUGCACUAGAUAAACUAAGGUAAUACACUUUUACAGGAUGUCCUAAGCGGGGAGAUUUUAGACAUACGUUUCAUCCAAAAAAUAUUUUAUACGUUUGUACCCCGGUAUGUACAAAGAAUUUUCAUUCAUUUUCCCUUCAUUUUCAGCUGCAUUUUUUUUUUUUUCCCUUUCGGUUUCAACUGCACUUCAUUCAUGAGUUGAGCUGUAUAGCUCAGUACAGGUUUUUACACACCAGUACAAUUCACUGUAAGGUCUAGAAGAGGUGAUCACCUACCACAAACUAUCUGAGGAACUGUUUUCUUUUUGUUCUAUUAUGGGCUGGAGUAUGAUUUAAACACCUUAGUAUUAUUCCAUUUUAGGAAGGGGAAGCUUGAGCUUGGUUUUUCUUUUUUUUUUUUUGUUGAGUCUUUAAAACUGUGACAAAGUGGAUUUUUGUAGAAAUGCAACCAAGCGUAGCAAAAUAUAACCCAGAUGCACAUGUAAAAUACACAUGUAAGGUAUAAAUGUUUCUAUUCCAUGUGGCGCCGAGUAGGUCCGAAAAAUGCACAAACGAUCACUGUUUUCUUGUCUCGUUGCUAUAUUAUCGAGAAAUGAUAAGAGCAGGAUUGUUACAGGUGCUUGUGUUUUCUAGCUGAUCGGGAGCCUUGCAGUCAUUUGCUGCCUCUUUUGAAUUAAUUUUAAUGCCCCCCAGAAAAGGAUUUCAGUGCCCCAGAAAAAAGUGCAGCUGUAUGAAAGAUAAGCAACGUUAUACCAUUCAAAAGCUCAUUGAACACAUAGCUCACCAGAGAAUACCUGUGUGAUUGUAUUUGCACUUUUUUUUUUGCAAUGAUUAUUAACAGUAUUCCUCUGCUGGAAAUGAAGAAUUGGGCUUUCUUAACAAUUGAAAAUGCAAAACAUUAUUUCUACCUUUUCCAAAACAAGUGAUGGUUGAUCUGUCCAGUUGUCCUGGAUGCUUUCUUACAACUGAGGCAAGGUGUACAAAAGAACAUCAUAAAAUGUUCAUUUUCACUCUGAAUAAAUACAUGUGUGUGGGUUCAGUGAAAAUGCUGGGCUGUUAUACUGCCAAGAAAACAACACGUGUAACUGUAUUUGUUAAAAUAAAACUAAAGAGUACUUGAGGCCCA